Saccharomycopsis crataegensis is the source of this 1218-nucleotide messenger RNA. RefSeq lists its product as uncharacterized. The transcript has 2 exons. Bases 1 to 1218 code for a protein of 405 amino acids. Lineage: Eukaryota; Fungi; Ascomycota; Saccharomycetes; Ascoideales; Saccharomycopsidaceae. The record is from RefSeq and is a predicted model, not a curated record.
AUGAGAACCACUAGAAAUAGUAAUAAAGCUACCCCAAACUACUCCACCGACCCUACUAAUGAUCCCCCAAUCAUUGAAACCCCGGUUUCUUGGGGCUCUUCAUUGGAUGUUGGCGCAACAUCUGAAACCCCGAUCCCGAUAGCAAACAUAAACAAACAAGCUAAAGAUCAAGAUUCCGAUGAAGAAAUUACUGAUGCAGCCGACAAUACUAUUAAUAGUACUGUUGAAACCUUUUUAACUGCUUCAGAAGAUCCUGAAGCGGACCAAAACAUGGAUUCCAACGCCAUUUCUACCCCAACUACCUCUCCAGCAAUUAAUGUUUCUUCAGUUGAUUGCGAUCGCAAUUCUCAUGCAGCAUGUGACACUGACAUUGACAUGCAUAAUCCUGUUACUCCAACCCAAGCCGUUAUUUCUACUGAUUUUAUUAAUGAAAACUCCGAAAACCAAAAAAAAAUCGAAAAUUCUCAAAACCCAAAAAAAAAUUCUGUUUCUGUUCCUUCUGUUCCUGUUCCCUCUGUUUCAUCUUCUACUGUCGCCUCUCCAACUACGGCCUCCAAUCCGGUGGCUCCAGCUGUCAAUAUGGCAAGACCAAUCCAAACCUAUGCUCAAGCCACCGCUGGAGACAAGCGCACACCUCGAGCCACUACAAACACCAAUGAUCCAUCCUUCCAAAACGUGUUGAUGAAAUUUGAAAGAACUUUCAAAUGGGCAAGUCACAUCAAAAUCCUUGACUUUAAGCACCGCGACGUAUUGGAAUAUGCCAUAAGCGAGAAACGCAAAUCAGGAAAAUUGUUCUCCACCUCCAAUCCUGCUAUUAUUAAAUCCAAAGAAAAACGCGAGGAACUCGUCAAGAUCAUGGAAAUUGAAGAUUUCUUCCAAAACUACACCAGUUUUAAUAUGACAAACGAAUUCAACAGAUUGAGAAACUCUAGAAUCAGCUUGGAGAACUACUUGGAAUUUAUCAUGAGCCAACAGCAUCUUAAGGAUAUCUUAAUCUACUUUAAGAUCCCAAAAGAUAUCUUUACAGAGUUUCCUCUUGAAAAACACUUGGAAUCCAUCAAAAACGGACUCACUAAGUUAUCCAAAGAACUUGAUACUAUUACACAGUCAUCCAACGAACCAGAUAAGGAUUUGAUCAUAAUCAGGGAAAACUUAAAAGGGGCCCUCAACCACUUGUUACAGUUGGAAAUUAUACCUACACGCCAGGGUCUUUGUUAA